GUUCCAAGAUGGCGGCAGGGGUGGCCGGGUGGGGGGUUGAAGCAGAGGAGUUCGAGGAUGCGCCUGAUGUGGAGCCGCUGGAACCCACGCUUAGCAACAUCAUCGAGCAGCGUAGCCUUAAAUGGAUCUUUGUCGGGGGCAAAGGUGGCGUUGGCAAGACCACCUGUAGCUGCAGCCUAGCAGUCCAGCUAUCCAAGGGGCGGGAGAGUGUUCUUAUCAUUUCUACAGACCCAGCCCACAACAUCUCCGAUGCAUUUGACCAGAAGUUCUCCAAGGUGCCCACCAAGGUGAAAGGCUAUGACAACCUCUUUGCCAUGGAGAUUGAUCCCAGCCUUGGAGUGGCAGAGCUGCCUGACGAGUUCUUCGAGGAGGACAACAUGUUAAGCAUGGGCAAGAAGAUGAUGCAGGAGGCCAUGAGUGCCUUCCCAGGCAUCGACGAGGCCAUGAGCUAUGCAGAAGUCAUGAGGCUGGUGAAGGGCAUGAACUUCUCAGUGGUGGUGUUUGACACGGCGCCCACAGGCCACACGCUGAGGCUGCUCAACUUCCCCACCAUCGUGGAGCGGGGCCUAGGCCGCCUCAUGCAGAUCAAGAACCAGAUCAGCCCCUUCAUCUCACAGAUGUGCAAUAUGCUGGGCCUAGGGGAUAUGAAUGCAGACCAGCUGGCCUCCAAGCUGGAAGAGACGCUGCCUGUCAUCCGCUCUGUCAGUGAGCAGUUCAAGGAUCCUGAGCAGACAACUUUCAUCUGUGUGUGCAUCGCUGAGUUCCUGUCCCUAUACGAGACGGAGCGGUUGAUCCAGGAGCUGGCCAAAUGCAAGAUCGACACACACAACAUCAUUGUCAACCAGCUCGUCUUCCCGGACCCUGAGAAGCCCUGCAAGAUGUGUGAGGCCCGCCAUAAGAUCCAGGCCAAGUACCUGGACCAGAUGGAGGACCUGUAUGAAGACUUCCACAUUGUGAAGCUGCCUCUGCUGCCCCAUGAGGUGCGGGGGGCAGACAAGGUCAACACCUUCUCCGCCCUCCUCCUGGAGCCCUACAAGCCACCCAGCGCCCAGUAGCACCGCUGCCAGCCCCAGCUGCUACCAUUUCCACCCACCCUCUACCCCACUGGGGCAGAGUUUACACAAAGUCUCCCCAUAGUACAGGGGGAGCCACUUGGGAGGUGGGAGGCGGGGAGGGGGUCUGUUCCCCCUGGUGGGGUUGGGGAGGCUAUAGCUGCCUCUCACCUCUCCCCGCCUCUUGCUCCUCAAUAAAAUGAUCAUAAAC
Messenger RNA from Miniopterus natalensis, 1263 nucleotides. RefSeq names its product guided entry of tail-anchored proteins factor 3, ATPase (gene GET3). Lineage: Eukaryota; Metazoa; Chordata; Mammalia; Chiroptera; Miniopteridae. Gene Ontology annotation, biological process: tail-anchored membrane protein insertion into ER membrane. Gene Ontology annotation, cellular component: GET complex. Gene Ontology annotation, molecular function: ATP binding; ATP hydrolysis activity. The record is from RefSeq and is a predicted model, not a curated record.